Durusdinium trenchii is the source of this 1479-nucleotide messenger RNA. Lineage: Eukaryota; Dinophyceae; Suessiales; Symbiodiniaceae. The record is from the annotation of a GenBank genome assembly.
AUGCAGUUCUUGACUUUCGAGGAUUUUAUCCGCUGUGUGCCAGGUGUUUUCAUCAUCAUGUUGACCGACCUGGUGGGUCACAUUGGCCAUGUGAAUGACCUUUCUCAAGUGCCCAGCUUUCACUACGUCAACCAUGCCUUUCCGUAUGCCAUUCAGGCUACAACGGAGCUGAUGAAAGCUGGUUGGAACCUCAUUCCGCUAUGGAAGUCUGUGAAGGCUGUGGCACAGAUGGCCCAUUAUGGCAACCUUGGACGCCUGCAUCGAGCCAUCACGCCCUGCGAUGCACAGACCGAGAGGGCUGCCGUGCAGCUCAUGAGCGGACUCCAGCGAGGAAUCGUUGAACAGGAUGUUCAGCAGCUCCGCAGGGCAGCGGCAUCAGUGCCAGCCUCUUGGAGGUUGAGCCAAUGGUCACAGAAUUGUUCAUGCUGCAUGGUUCCUGCUGCCUUGGCAAUCGCAGGCAUGCGAAACUUGGUGGUGAACAAGGAGCGCUUCCUUUCGGCACUUCACUUCAUGCACCUCGCUGCCAAGGGCAACUGGGUGGAUCUCCUUCUAUGGAAUCCAUGGCCUGUAUUGGAGAUCUUAGAGGCUUUCCUCCCAUGGCCACAGCGUGUCAUUCAGCUGGUCACCGUGCAGGGCUACGAGGAGGAGGAAUCGUGCUUCAAGCAAGGCCCCAGAUCUUCCAGCCGACACGUGUCGAUACCGACAGGCUCGAAACACUGUGAGACAGGCAGGGACGUGGUCGCAGUUCUGCUCCGGGGCCGCAGUUUUGUAUGGCGCCGUGGUGUUCACUGGCGCAGUGGAGGACUCUUGGGACUGCCGGAGUCUGUCGUGGAGCAGCUCGUCGCUGCAGAGUCGCACAUGGCACAGCUGGUGCGGCCUUUAGAGGACCUCGGCUUCCAGGUGGAAAUCUAUGGUGCCACCUAUGAGACUCCCUACCUGGAAGAGCUUCAGGCUGCUUAUCGGCCCAGUUUGGUGAAGAACUUCACUUUAUUAAGACCUCCUGGCUCCCAAUUGGAAGGGUUGAGUGCAGCUCUGGCCCUGCUGCCUGAUGACCCAUGUAUUCAGCACGUGGUGCUCCUUCGCUUCGACUUAAUCCUGAAGCGCCCCUUGGUGCCCUUCAUCCAGCGUGCUUGGCGUGCACAGCAGGACUUCAUCGUUCCAUUUUGGUGUGAAGUGUCCAAGAUCUCGCAAAUUGGUGGUGAACUUUGUGUGUCUGAUGUCCUGCAAAUGUUUCCCGCAAGAUAUGCAGGCUACGUGCAAAAAGCCUUACAAGACUUUAGCUCAGCUGGUAUUAGUCACUUCCACAAGUGGGUGCUUCAGAUGACUCAGCUGGGUGUUCUGCCAAGUCAAGUUGGCGUGUUGGUGCGACGACGCUUUGUCACAGAUCCGGCCGGGCAGUGGAAUCCUCUCUAUGAUUUUGCCAACCGAGAACGUCGACCACCCUCUCUGGAGCUGCGCCAUCAGAACUGGACGAUUUGA